Messenger RNA from Menidia menidia (Atlantic silverside), 1119 nucleotides. The record is from the annotation of a GenBank genome assembly. Lineage: Eukaryota; Metazoa; Chordata; Actinopteri; Atheriniformes; Atherinopsidae.
AUGCUGGUGGUGCUGAGGGACUUCUUCACAGAGAGGGCCGAGUUCCAGAGCGUCCCCUUCUAUAUCUUCUCUGAGUCUUAUGGAGGGAAGAUGGCAGCUGCUAUUUCUUUGGAGCUCACCAAGGCAGUAGCCCAGGGAUCAGUCAAAUGCAACUUUGCUGGUGUGGCUCUGGGGGACUCGUGGAUUUCUCCUCUUGACUCGGUCAUGACCUGGGGACCAUACCUCUACACCACAUCCCUGCUGGACGACCACGGCCUGGCGGACGUCAGCAGGGCUGCCCAGGCUGUGAAGGAGGCCGUGGAGCAGCAGCAGUUCCUUAAGGCCACUGAGCUGUGGUCUGUGGCUGAAACGGUGGUGGAGCAGGUGGGUACCACACUGGGGGGUUUUUACUGGGAGGCCUAUGCUCAACAGCAAAAGGCUUUAAGGGCUGUUUUCUGCCAGAACACCAAUGGAGUCAACUUCUACAACAUACUCACACAAGAGCCGGAUGAGGAGCGGGCGUCCUGGUCAGGGAGAGACUUCAUCGCCCUGCAGACAUGGCGCCACCUCCGACCUCUCCACAGGCAAUCCCUCAGUGAGCUGAUGAAUGGACCCAUCAAGAAGAAACUGGCCAUCAUCCCCCAAAACGUCACCUGGGGAGGUACCUUAUCUUCCACUCACAUUUCCUGGAGGGCACAUUUGUGCUGCCUGUCCCCUCUGACGGCGCCCAUGUGUUCAGGCCAGGCAGAGGAAGUGUUCAGCAGUAUGGCGGGAGACUUCAUGAGGCCAGUGGUGGACAUAGUGGACCAGCUGCUGACAGCUGGAGUCAAUGUCACCGUCUAUAACGGACAACUGGACCUCAUCGUGGACACCAUGGGUCAGGAGCAAUGGGUGAAACAGCUGCAGUGGGAAGGACUUCCUGGUUUCAACGAGCUGAGGUGGACCCCCCUGGAUGACCCGGCCGCCCCUGGCGUUACUGGAGCCUUCUACAAGACCUACAAGAACUUUGCCUUCUACUGGAUCCUCAAAGCUGGUCACAUGGUAACUGAGCUGGGAAGGCGCGGUGUGAAUGAUGGGAUCCCGUCUGACCAGGGGGCCAUGGCCCUGCAGAUGCUGAAGAUGAUCACCCAGCAGCAGUGA